Messenger RNA from Daldinia loculata, 972 nucleotides. RefSeq lists its product as uncharacterized. The record is from RefSeq and is a predicted model, not a curated record. The transcript has 3 exons. Lineage: Eukaryota; Fungi; Ascomycota; Sordariomycetes; Xylariales; Hypoxylaceae. The coding region runs from base 1 to 972 and encodes 323 amino acids.
AUGAGGGUCGACCUUCAGGACGAGCUCGAUGAGGUCAUGAGCCUUGAUGACCAUAUAGAUCUUGGUCAGCAGACGGACAUCGAUCUACAAAUCCACACGGACCUGAAGCCCAAGACUGCCACCGCGCCUUCGAGCUUUCCCAAGUUCAACUCCUUGCCCCCGUAUAUCCGUCGUAUGAUUUGGAAGCUUGCGAUGGAUGAAGAGAACGGAGCUCGUUACGUCGCCCUGGACAGCCGCCUUUCCAUCUGCCGACCUGUCCCGGCGCUGGCCCACGUCUGCCGCAUGUCGAGAAGUGUUGCAUUCGAGAAAGGUGGUGUAUUCGAGCUCGGAGAUGGUAGCAUCACCUGGUUUCGCCCCGAUACUGACUUCGUCUACUGGGACUCGGUCAAGUUUAACUUGGGAGAACUGACCUCCUCCGUUCAGAAUCUCAUCAUGCCCUUGGUUGAAAACUGCAGCUCCGGCCAACUUUUCGACCGACUUUCCGAGACAUUCGAGGAGCUCUUUGUUUCCGAUGACCCGAGUCGACUGGAGAACAUCUUCAUCUCCGUGGAGUGGACUACAGCGUCCAACAUUUGGAGCGAGAUGGCCAUCUCUCAACUCUUUGGGUCGAGCAGAAUUGUUGCGCCCGCUCUCGACCAGUUCGACCCUCUCAUCGACCACGUCGAUGGCACUUCUCUGGUGCUUCCUGGGACAAUCGAUAAUAUGUGGAAGCAGUAUAGAGCGAUUCCCUUUGAUACGUCGGUUGCCUGGAGAACGUAUGCUGGGGAGGCCCUGCGUGCCUGGAUCCAUACCGCUGCCUGGUUUUCCGACCUGAUUGGCGAAGACCAGUUUGAGGACUUCGAGAAUGAGCGCUUGAUGCACCCCGACGGAGGCUCCUGGUGGGAUUGGUUUGCAGACCGUGCGCCCAGCAUCUUCCCUACUCUCGUGUUCGCGAGGAUGGACGGCGAUGAGAUAAUCAUGACUUUCACUUGA